AUGUCGAUCACUCACAUUGUCCUCUUCCAAUUCAAAUCCGGCCUCGAUGCCCAAGUAAUCAAAGACGUCUGUACGCGCAUGCUAGAUCUAAAAGAUAAUUGCGUGCAUCCAUCAUCCCAGAGGCCAUACAUCAAGGCAUCAUCGGGGGGUAUUGACAAUUCACCCGAGGGUAUUCAGGGCGGCAUCACUCAUGCCUUUGUUGUUGAGUUUGAGAAUACGGCAGACCGAGACUAUUAUUGCAAGGAGGAUCCGAUCCAUCAAGAAUUCGUGAGGAGCCUAAGUGGAAUCAUUGAGAAGGCCCAGGCGAUUGAUUAUACGCCCGGUGUCUACUAG
Molecule: messenger RNA, 333 nt
Organism: Penicillium manginii
Lineage: Eukaryota; Fungi; Ascomycota; Eurotiomycetes; Eurotiales; Aspergillaceae
Product: Dabb family protein
Exons: 3
Coding region: 1-333 (110 amino acids)
Source: RefSeq, a predicted model, not a curated record